Melitaea cinxia (Glanville fritillary) is the source of this 1200-nucleotide messenger RNA. RefSeq names its product endocuticle structural glycoprotein SgAbd-8-like (gene CPR33). Gene Ontology annotation, cellular component: chitin-based extracellular matrix. The transcript is spliced from 4 exons. The record is from RefSeq and is a predicted model, not a curated record. NCBI's taxonomy places the organism in Eukaryota, Metazoa, Arthropoda, Insecta, Lepidoptera, Nymphalidae. Gene Ontology annotation, molecular function: structural constituent of chitin-based larval cuticle. Bases 54 to 542 code for a protein of 162 amino acids.
UAGGUAAAGAAGCUGGUAUAUAAACCUAAGGCUGUGUCACUGUUCACAUACUUAUGGUGAAGCUUAGAGAAUUCAGACCUGAAACCAUUGUCCAGCCAUCCGAACCAUUAUCCAGUAGAAUUAUGAUCUCGAUUAUUGUCCUUAGUCUGGUGAUGUCCAGUCUUUAUGCACAACCGCAGAAAGGAAAUGACCCAAUACCUAUUCUUCGUUACGAAUCAGAAGGACCUAAUGUAGAUGGCUCUUAUAAAUGGGAGUAUGAAACUGGUAACGAAAUAGCAGCACAAGAAAAAGGAUAUGUAAAGAACUUUGGACAAGGCGAAGGUAAAGAGAUACAAACUGCUGAAGGAGGUUUCAGCUACAAAGCGCCCGAUGGUUCACCCAUCGCUCUAACCUAUAUCGCCGAUGAAAAUGGUUUCCAACCACAGGGUAGCCAUCUGCCUACUCCGCCACCAAUACCGCCAGCAAUUCAAAGAGCUUUGGAAUACAUAGCGGCCAACCCUCAGCCACAAGGUCAAAAUCCACCCAACAAAAAUAGAGGAUAAUAUAACUAUGAUAUGAGAACUAAGAUAUUAUUACAUGAUAUAAAACCGCCAAUUAAAUACGCUGUUACUUUAUUUUUAUUUUAUAACCGUGUCUGAGAAAGACGGAUACUCGUCAAACCCGUGAAGGGGUCGUUUUUCCUUUUUUUCUUUUUGUCUUCCAACGUUAAUCACGUAUUUAGUUUUUUUUUUUUAUAUAAAUACAAUAUACAGUAUAUGUGACGCAAGAUAAGUUCAAGUUAUUCGAAAUGAUUACGUAAUCUUUUGAUAGAUGUAAAGUAACCGUAGGUAGUGUCAUAGUAUGGCAAAAGUUAUAAAUAAUGUUAGUGUUGUAAAUAAAGAAAAUACCAUCAAAUACAGAUAAUUUCAUUUAUCAUACAAAUCACUCGUCAUUUUAACAUUUAAUAUGGUUAUAAUAAAAAUUAUGCUAUUCUAUGUAGUCUAGACAGAAUAAAUAUACAUGCUGCAACCGUAGUAGAACAUAUAUAUGUCAUAAUUCCAUUAAGGUGCAUCAAAUCAUAAAAUACCAUUUAACACGCCCAGUCAUCGUGAUCAUCAAUAACAUUUACAAAAGCUAUUCGCAGAAUUCUUGUUUCAUAUUACAACUUUUAUCUUUUAUAAUGUAAAUUUUUAUGAUUACAAAUAAAAAGGUUUUUUUUAA